AUGAAUGGAGAUUUAGCAGCUUUUGGAAAGAUGACUUCGCCCACCUGUCCCACGGGCCCCAUGGACAGCCUGGAGCUCCUGGAUCUCCUUUUUGACCGUCAGGACGGCAUCCUAAGACACGUAGACUUGGGCAAGAACUGGGACUACCCCGAGGACCAGGUCCAGCUUGGCCCCAACGCUGAUGACUUCCUCACCUCCAUCCUGGGCUCCGGAGACUCGGUGCCCAGCUCCCCGCUCUGGUCCCCCGCAGCCAGUGACAGCGGCAUGUCCGAAGACUUGCCCUCUGACCCCCAAGACACCCCUCCACAAAACGGGUCUUCCACCACCCUCGCUGGCUGCCAUCCCACUGAGCCUGGCAAGGGGCUGUGCCCCUCCUAUCAUCCAGGCCACACCUGCCCUGCCAGGCCCCCCGGGCCAGUGACCCCAGUGCUCGAGGCCUCCGUGGCCAUAGACCUGGACAUGUGGAACCCACAAGGAUGGCUCUAUCCUGAGAAGCCGGCCGAGCUGUCAGACUCGCCCCCACACUACAACCUCACGGUGAAGGAACUCCUCCUCUCCAGCAACAGUAGGGACCUAGUGAGUCAACACCACCUGGCAGCUCCUCACCUGCUACGACCUGGAGCCGGGCACUGCCAGGAGCUGGUGUUGACAGAGGACGAGAAGAAGCUGCUUGCCAAAGAAGGCAUCACCCUGUCCACCCAGCUGCCCCUCACCAAGUAUGAAGAGCGAGUGCUGAAGAAAAUCCGCCGGAAAAUCCGGAACAAACAGUCAGCCCAAGAAAGCAGGAAGAAGAAGAAAGAAUAUAUUGAUGGUCUGGAGACUCGGAUGUCCGCCUACACCACCCAGAACCAGGAGCUGCAGAGGAAAGUCUUACAUCUCGAGAAGCAGAACCUGUCCCUCUUGGAGCAGCUGAAGAAACUCCAAGCCCUCGUGGUCCAGUCCACCAGCAAGUCUGCCCAGUCCGGCACCUGCAUAGCGGUCCUGCUGCUCUCCUUCGCCCUCAUCGUCCUCCCCUCCAUCAGCCCUUUCGCCCCCAACAAAGCAGAGAGCCCCGGGGACUUCGCUGCUGUGCGAGUCUUCUCCAGAACAUUGCACAACGACGCCGCGUCCCGCGUGGCCUCUGACACUGCGCCAGGCUCCGAGGCCCCAGCACCCCGACCCAAGGCUGCCCCACCCCAAGAAGCGUCUCCAGGCAGCCCUGGGCCAGACCGGGCCUCCAGGGACACGCCAGCGCUGGACAACUCGACGCUGGUGCUGGGCAACUCUACCACGGCGCUGGACAACUCGACGCUGGUGCUGGGCAACUCGACGCUGGUGCUGGGCAACUCGACCCUGGUGCUGGGCAACUCGGAGGAGGUGUUGGGCCCCUCUGCCCUGCUGGACUGGGCCGCGCCUGAAACAGGGCCCAGGCCCGGGCACCUGGGGCUGGAGGCGGGAGGAGAGGAGCUGUGA
Molecule: messenger RNA, 1452 nt
Organism: Trichechus manatus latirostris (Florida manatee)
Lineage: Eukaryota; Metazoa; Chordata; Mammalia; Sirenia; Trichechidae
Gene: CREB3L3
Product: cAMP responsive element binding protein 3 like 3
Exons: 10
Coding region: 1-1452 (483 amino acids)
Biological process (GO): regulation of transcription by RNA polymerase II
Cellular component (GO): nucleus
Molecular function (GO): RNA polymerase II cis-regulatory region sequence-specific DNA binding; DNA-binding transcription factor activity, RNA polymerase II-specific
Source: RefSeq, a predicted model, not a curated record